AUGGAUACAACGUCGUUCCCUACACUCUCGGACGGUGAAAAGUCCAGUUGGGAUCACGACGUCUUCUUGAGUUCCAAAGGUGAAGAUACCCGCAAGAAGUUCACUGAUCACCUCUAUACCGCCUUGAAGCAAGUUGAAAUUUGUACCUUCCGAGAUGAUGAGGGUCUUGAGAGAGGGGAAAACAUCUCUAGUGAAUUACUCAAUGUGAUUCGUAGAUCAAGGAUUUCUAUUGUGGUUUUCUCUAAAGGCUAUGCUUCUUCCACGUGGUGUCUAGAUGAACUUCCAGAGAUAGUGCACUAUAAGAACACCACUCUUCUUCCCAUAUUUUAUCAUGUGGACCCCUUAGAUGUCCAAAAACAGUUAAGAACUUUUGCAGAAGCCUUUGCUAAACAUGUAGAGUAUGAAUCAAGAUUCAUCAAAGCAAUUGUUGAAGAAGUUUUGUGUAAAGUGGAUCCCUAUCGCUUGGAUGUCGCCGAACACCCAAUAGGAAUAGAGUCUCGUAUUCAUCAUAUUAAAGAUUUAUUAAAUCUUGAAACAAAUGACGUUCGCAUUGUGGGCAUUUAUGGAAUGGAUAGAAGAAGCAAAACAACACUAGCAAAAGCAAUCUAUAAUGAAAUACACUUUACAUUUGAAGGAAGUAGUUUUCUUUCAAACGUUAAAGAACGUUCAGAAAAGCCCAAUGGCUUAAUUGGUUUACAAAAACAACUUUUUGAUGAUAUCUUGAAAAUGAAUUUGAAGAGUGUGAAUGCUGAUAGAGGAAUCAGUAUAAUUCAAGAAAGAAUUUGUGGAAAAAGGGUUCUUGUUAUUCUUGAUGAUGUGGAUGACUUUGGAAACCUACACGUGUUAGUCAAAAAGCACUGGCUUGGUUGUGGAAGUAAAAUCAUUAUAACAACUAGAGAUGAACAUUUGCUAACUCAAUUGGAAGUAGAUGAAAGAUAUGAAGUAGAAAAACUAAAUGAAUGGGAGUCUCUUCAACUUUUCAAUUGGCAUGCCUUCAAGAUGACUUAUCCAAAUCCAAAUAGAGAUUGUGUUGAGCUGUCGAUUGAAGUAGUGGCUUAUGCUGGAGGACUUCCGUUAGCUCUUGAGUGCUAUAAUGUUGAAGAGUUACUGGAGCAAUUGGGGAAUAUGACGACUUUAAAAACGUUGAAAGCGGGUCUCACUGCUAUUAAGCAACUACCAUCCUCCUUUAACCUUCUGAAGAAUCUUGAAACGUUAGAAUUUUUUGGAUGUGAAUGUCUCAUCAAAUCACCAAAGUUCUCAGAAGCCUCACAUCUAAAGGAACUGACAUUUGGAGACAAAACUGCUAUUGAGCAACUACCAUCUUCUUUGGGUGAUUUGAGCAAUCUCAACGUUUUAAAAUUACCUGGAUUUGGAGGACCAUCCUCAUCAUGGAUAUCACCCAAUAGCUCCAACCGCAUGAGUUUGUUAUCCAUUUCUGAAUUAUGGUCAUUGACAGAACUAGAUCUUAGUGAGCGCAAUUUGACUGAAGAUGAGUUUUCUGAAUUUGAAUGUUUAUCUUCACUUGAAAGAACGUAUUUAUCAAGAAACAAUUUUCGUAACCUACCUAGUUGCAUCAGCCGCCUUCCUAAAUUAAAGUAUUUGCAUUUGAGUGAGUGUACUAGUCUUCAAUCAAUUUCACUUCCCAGAAAUGUAAUAUCUUUGACAGCAAAUGGCUGCACAUCAUUGGAAAGAAUCUCAAUUCUGACGAACGAGAGUUCAGGAUCUUCUGACCUUUGCAUUCUCGACUGGCAGGAGAAGCUUGCGUCAUCUUUUGACCUUGAUAAUUGCCGCAAACUGGUUGAGAUUCAAAAUUCCGAGAGGUUGUGA
Molecule: messenger RNA, 1827 nt
Organism: Corylus avellana
Lineage: Eukaryota; Viridiplantae; Streptophyta; Magnoliopsida; Fagales; Betulaceae
Source: RefSeq, a predicted model, not a curated record